Aspergillus ruber CBS 135680 is the source of this 993-nucleotide messenger RNA. RefSeq lists its product as uncharacterized. Lineage: Eukaryota; Fungi; Ascomycota; Eurotiomycetes; Eurotiales; Aspergillaceae. The transcript has 2 exons. The coding region runs from base 1 to 993 and encodes 330 amino acids. The record is from RefSeq and is a predicted model, not a curated record.
AUGGGCUUCCUAGACACAAUCAUAAGCUUCAUCGAACGCCUCGUCAGACUAUUCAUCGGGGCCAACGAAGAGAAGCUAUACGGUCUGGACCAUGCAAUUCUCAACGUCGAGGUUCCACCUAGGAAUAUGUGGAUGAAUAUGGGGUAUUGGAAGGAUACAAAAUCGUUCCCUGAGGCUUGUGAGGCAUUGCUGGAGCUGAUUCUUAUUACAGCGGGGCUUUUGAAUGAGGAUAAGACGGUCGCGAGUACUCCCAGCGCGAUAAAACUCGUCGAUGUUGGAAUCGGUUGUGGUGACCAGUCUCUUUAUUUAACCAGGAAGCUCCCUGUCGCUGGUCCGGAUGAGCAAAGACGUGUUCUGGUCGACUCAUACGUUGGAGUAACAUUCGCACGCUCCCAAGCGGACUUUGCGCGAGACCGGCUGUUGAGCAGGUCUUCCGAUUCUGACACUGCAGCCUGGACACCCGAUGUGAGAAUCUUUGCUGCAGACGCCGCUAAACCUGAUUCCUGGGAACCUGGGCUUAAGACAGCCGUCUCAAAUGACCACGGUCACGACAAAACUCAAACAUGGCUCCUAGCUCUCGACACCCUGUAUCACUACAAACCCUCCCGCACACCCCUCCUCACUCUCGCAUGUUGUAACCUCCAAGCCUCCUUUAUGGCCUUCGAUCUCCUUCUCGACUCCUCUGCCUCAUUCACUAGUAAGCUACUCGUCCGAUUGAUGUGUCUGUUGUCGGGAAUCCCGUACACAAAUAUUCUCACGACGACGCAAUACGAGGAUAUGUUAGUCCAGGCCGGGUAUGACCGCGAUACAAUACAGAUUCGCGAUAUCUCAGAACAUGUGUUUCCGGGGAUUUCGGCUUAUAUCCGCGAGAAGGACAGAGCAUUGAAGAAGUUUGGGAUGGGAGUAGGAAAGUUUAAGGUACCGGGGUGGCUUUUUGGGUGGUGGGGUAGGUCGGGGGUUAUUAGAGGGGUUGUUGUGGUCGCGCGACGUUAG